Lottia gigantea (owl limpet) is the source of this 1327-nucleotide messenger RNA. RefSeq lists its product as hypothetical. The record is from RefSeq and is a predicted model, not a curated record. Gene Ontology annotation, biological process: carbohydrate metabolic process; chitin catabolic process. The transcript has 8 exons. Gene Ontology annotation, cellular component: extracellular region. Lineage: Eukaryota; Metazoa; Mollusca; Gastropoda; Lottiidae. Gene Ontology annotation, molecular function: chitin binding; chitinase activity. Bases 89 to 1240 code for a protein of 383 amino acids.
UAUUCUCAAGCCACUAAGAUUGAUAAAGACAAUCACAAUUAAACAAUGAUCUAGAUCUAACCAGUGUACUUUAUGGAAUACAUCAAAAAUGAGAUUUUAUUUUGAAGUUCUGGUUGUAAUUAUUUUCAUUCAUUUCUCUUCCGGUGAAUAUAAGCGAGUGUGUUAUGUUGAAGAAUGGGCAAGAUACAGAAAGGGUGAAGAUAAAUUUACCCCAGAAGACAUUGAUCCUAACCUAUGUACGCAUCUAAUGUUCGCCUUUGCCACACUAGAUUCUACGGCUACCAAAAUUAAACCUACGGAUCCAUCAGAUGAUCCUUCUUUUUACAAGAGAUUUAAUGAUUUAAAACUUAAAAAUCCUAAAUUAAAAACAAUGUUAAGUGUCGGUGGAUGGAGUAUGGGAUCGGAUUUAUUUCAUAAAGCAGUUGCAACGGAUUCCUCACGAAACAGACUAGCUGUUAAUGUGGUUAAAUACUUACGAAGUAGAAACUUUGAUGGAAUAGAUGUUGACUGGGAAUUUCCAGCUAAAAGAGGAAGUACUGUUGACGAUAAACAUAAAUUUACAUCAUUUCUUAAGGCUCUGAGAACAGCUGGUGAAAAUGAUGCCAGACAAAGUGGUAAAGAAAGAAUUCUGGUAUCAGCAGCAUUAAAUCCCAUGGAAACCAUGUUUCAAACGUCAUAUGAAAUACCAGAAAUAUCAAACUAUUUGGAUUUCAUCAAUUUAAUGCUUUAUGACCUACACGGUGAUUGGGAUGAAUUAUUAAAAGCAGCUCACCAUGCACCAUUGUACCCAACACAAGGUGAUCCUAAAAACAAUAUUCACUACCUUGCCUCUGUAUGGGUAGCGAAAGGAGUACCAAAGUCUAAAUUAAUCCUUGGGGUACCUUUCUAUGGUAAAAGCUUUCAUUUGGUGGACAAAUCUAAAUCAAGUCUCGGGUCCUCAGCGACUGGCGGUGCUGGUGAUAUAACUUAUAGAGAAAUAUGUAAGUUGAUACAGAAAGGUGCCGUAGUAAACCGAAUUACCGAUGCUAAAGUACCAUAUGUAUUACAUAGUGGGGACAAAUGGACCGGAUAUGACGACGAGAAAAGUCUACAAGAAAAGAUGAAAUACAUUAUAAAUCAUGGUUAUGGAGGAGCUAUGGUGUGGGCUCUAGACCAAGAUGAUUUUAAAGGUGCUUGUGGUAAAAGAUAUCCUCUAAUUUCUGCGAUGAAGAAUACUUUAGAGGGUCGAUUAAUCGGUUAAACGUUUACCAAUUCGAUUUAAAAAUAUACUUAUUUUAGUAAAUUGUCUGUAUUGUAAUAAACGUUUAUGGUAUUAAAUCUUACUUAU